AUGCCCGGGCAAUGGACAAUUUUUCGAUUCCCUGAGCAAGUACAGGAGACACUACCAGUUCAUAUUCCAAUCUCUCAUCUCAGAUCCCAUUUUACUCUUCAAUUCAAACUGGAUAUGAUACAUUCGUCCCUGUGCCUUCAACACCCAGCGUUUUCGCCAUACCGUUCUCACAAUUGCCACUCACAGAAGACCCGCAUACAGAAAACAAUUCUAUGUUCCAGAAGCAAGAGAAAGCGACAUGGGUUUGAAAGAUCAACAAAGCUCGCGCUUCAGUCAGCUUAUAUUAUUGCUUCGAACGUUGGGAUUUUACCGGAGCCAUUGGAGUUAUUGUUGAUAGAAUUCGGAGGUGGGAAUAUAGGCGGUAAUGGAGGAGGAUUUAGAUCCUGGAAUGGAUUUGGAUGGGGAGCUUUCGAUGGUUCGAAAAAGAGAAGGACAUCGAAAUUGGGAAUUUUGGGUAUUUUGGUAAUUUUAGGUGUUGGGCUGUGGUUAGUUUUGGGUAAAGAGUUGGUUGUACAUGGUGAUGUUUUCUUCGGGAGCUUGGGUUUAGUUUUAUUUGGGCUUUCAAUAAAUGGGUGGAAAAGAGGAGCUAAAGAUUGGAUUUUGGGGUUUUGUUGCUGUGCUGUUUUGAUGGGUUUUUUGUGCAAGAAAGAAAAUCUUGAGGGAUGUGUUAGGUAUUUUAGGAAUAUGAGGAAUAUGAAGCUGAAUAGAAGAAGAGGAAAAUGGAGAGUAUUCUGA
This is a messenger RNA of Fraxinus pennsylvanica, 735 nucleotides long. Lineage: Eukaryota; Viridiplantae; Streptophyta; Magnoliopsida; Lamiales; Oleaceae. The record is from the annotation of a GenBank genome assembly.